Daphnia pulicaria is the source of this 4587-nucleotide messenger RNA. RefSeq lists its product as uncharacterized. The record is from RefSeq and is a predicted model, not a curated record. The coding region runs from base 118 to 4464 and encodes 1448 amino acids. The transcript has 5 exons. NCBI's taxonomy places the organism in Eukaryota, Metazoa, Arthropoda, Branchiopoda, Diplostraca, Daphniidae.
AUGGUUUGAGUGGGUGAUUGCCUACACGACCCUGCACAGUUGGCUAUGGUUUGAGUGAGUGACCCCGCCAUUUUCUCUUUUAUUUCAAAAUCAGAUCACUGGCAAACCACUUGAAGAAUGGCAUAUUUUGAAGAUAUUGUGCAUCAGGGAGCAUCACACACGCCUGGUGUCUUGGAAAAUGGUUUUGUUCCUCUUGUCAUUAGCACUGGAAUUGACAAAGAACGCCUGUUCAAAGCUGUUAAUCUUCGAAAAAAAGGUGCUGAAGUUGACUUUGCAUUUGGGGAAAAACUGUUUUUCGAUAGAACUACCUCAAAUCCUCUAAAAGUUGACAAACUUGGAUACAUCCAAAUUCCAGUUUCUGUUAAGGAUAUUCAAAGGCUUAAGGAAAAAUCUGAAUUAGGACUGUAUGGAAAAGGAUUAAAUAGCUUUUUCGACUCCUCAAAAAGAUUGGCCUUACAAUUUGAUGCUUCAAAACUAACCUCAACUAUUAUCGAUGAUCUCAACUUGCUGUCAAUGGUCAUGCGUCAUCUAGACCUGCCUUCUGAUUUGAUGAAUGUUCAAGCAAAUCUUCACCAAUUGAUUUUAUAUGAAUCACAUGGCCAUUACAAGCGUACCUCGGAGUCGCAGAAAGAAUUUGGUUCGUUUGGUACUCUAAUUCUUCAGUUACCCGUGGAAGGUGGUCAUGAAGGUGGACGUUUCAAAGUUCAGUAUCGAGGAAAAGAGCAAGUGUUUGACAAUCAUCAAGACAGCGAUCGAUGUUUUUACGCAUCGUCGUUUUAUGGAAAUUGUCAGCAUUCAAUGGAACCCAUAACAAAAGGGUCAAAAUUGACGUUAGUCUUUGAUCUUGUUUGGACAAAUGCCAAGAAUAUAGUUCCGCAAGAUAUCCCUGUGUUCCUUACCGCGCUGAAGAAUAUUAAAGAAUCUCUUCCAACUUGGAUUAAUAAUCGAAACGGUAAUGACCAAAACAAGAAUCCCAGAAAUACCACGUUGCCAAACGACCCGGACGCAUCAUUCACUUAUGAAGCUCUGACAGUCGCAUGGUCGUCCGAAAAUCAUUCAAACGAAAAACUUAAUUCAAAUUCAUUACUAGCUAAAGAAAAUACUUGUGAAAUUGUAAGCACGGAGUUUGCUACCCCUAAAUUGCCCGAAAAUUGUAAUGAUAAUCAUCACGAGCAAACUCAACACCAACCACCGUUGGACGUAUCGAUUCAGGGUGGUGCAUGCACUAUGGAAGUAAAUGCUUGUGACGAAGAUCAAGACGAUUAUCAAGAGGCGGAUGAAGACGAGGAUGAAGACGAGGAAGAUUCUUCGGAAGAAAAUGAAGUCGGGACUUUCGAAGAAAAUGUUUUGUACUUUGUUCUCGAAGGAAAAUAUGUCGAAGAUGAUUUCACGUUUCGUCGACUUCAAGGAAAAGAUCGAGAAUUGGCGCAACUUCUUCAAUGUUGUGAUUUCCUUGACACACAUUUAGCCGUGGUUACUCAAACCGUUUCAACAACUCGUGCUGAAUAUGAUCCGUAUUAUUCGCGUAAAUGGCAUAACUACUGUGAUCACGAGAAAACAGAAUCUACCACCAAAAUUUCGCGAUGGAUUGACUCAAAAAAUAUUCCAAUGAAAAUGAGCUUGGAUUUAAAUUGGAAGAAGCAGUGUGUUGGACCUCUUAGAAACUUGCCUACAUCAGACAGCAGAACAACUGACUCGGAGGAUGAAUUCGAUGACUGUGAUGAAUGUGCAGGCGGGUGUGAUAGUUGGAAUACUACUGAAGAACAUUCCCACUAUUUUAUAUUGGUUAUUUGGCCUAAGCAUCAAUCGGCUCAGAUGUAUUGUCGCUAUGGUCUUCACGCACUACUAGAAAUAAUGGAAGUUGAUAUUUCUUCAACUAGUUGGCUUAAGAAAAACCAACAGAAUGCCACCGAGAGUUUACGAACGAUCAUUUCUUUUUGCUCCGCUGAUCCUUGGAAGGUGUGGACCCAAACAAUAUUAGAAAAAGGUGAAUUGACUCGAAGAUUGCUUCGUCUUUGUAUUGUUUUACGAGCGCGUGAGGAAGGUAUCAGUCUCCUGAAGAUUAUUGCAUCCGAUUAUCCCUUGCCACAAGAACGACUCCGCAGCAUGCCAGGAACUUUUGAAGGUAUCCAAACAGAACAAGUUGCUAAGGCGAUCGCUGAGUUGGAAUGUCUAGUCAUUGGUUGGAAGGAUUCCGCUGAUCUAAUUCAGAAAAUGAUUUCUCCUGAUCGAAUCGUCCAGCAGCUGGUACCGAUAAUCAGUUUAGCUCAGCACUUGUUGAACUUUCAUUGCUUAGAGGGAGCGGCAUUAGUUGGAGAUCGCAUUUCGUCCUCAUUGAUCAAUUUUAACAACCACCAAGCACAGAGGUUAAAACAAUCGGAAAUCCAAAGUUACGUUGAGUUUAUGAUUUCGAUGGAAGAAAAUGCCAAGACUGCAAAUCCUCUAAGAACCAAGUCGUUUACAACUCUAUUCUCAAAACUGGAAUCCUCAAUUCAGUGCUACCUGGUUCUGGAGAUGGAAGCUCAAGUUAGUUCGCGGUUCAAGAACUUGGACUCUUGCAACAACAUGUUCCAGGAAUUGUGCAAAGCCCUGCCUCUUUGUGAUUGCCGUUCCUCGUCGAUCAAGGGGAAUGUGAUAGUUGACUUGAUAUGCUGUUACUUUAGGAUUGGAAACGAAGAAUUGCUUCAGACUCUGAUAUCUAAAAUUUUCCAAGUUCCAGCCAACCCUGAAGAAAAUCAAUCUCGUUCUUCGGAGAAAGCAUUGGAAAAGGUUAUUUCAUCCCCACUAAUAUUGGAAUUGGCUUUAUCUUCUGAAAUAGGCCUGUCUGUUGUGCUAUCGCUAGUUGAUAAACAGCUAAUUUCCGUAACGAGCCAGCUUCAAAAGAUUCUUCAAGGCGAGGCUCAGCCGCCAGCAUACGUCAAUAGAUUGUACCAGCAGAACGAAACUCAACUGCUUCUUAGUUUAUCGUCCUGUCUUCGAAUUGUAAUUCGCGUGGAAAAGAAUUCCUGCUAUUCCACUGCGCAACGAUCGUCGUCGAUUUCAUCACUACUGUCGAAGUUGAAUGCUCAGCAACUAACCACCGUCUUAAAUGACAUAUUUAAAUCAAGCUCCAGGCAUUUGAAAAAACCUUCGUCAACCAUUAUUCGUCAAAUUUGUGAUCUCCUGAUUUAUAAAUUGAGUGCAAACACAGGUGUUGUUCUUGGCAGGAACUCUAUUUUGCAGUCGAUGAAGGCCUUAAUUGAGGUGAAUGACGAGUCACUUACUCAAACUUUGUUCAAGCAAUUUUGUGGAAAGGAAGGAACUGGAUCAAGGAGCAAACAAAACAAAUCCGCCAUAUUCCGCGAUAUCAUGUCUUCCCCUGACGUGUGGGGGAAAUUGGAUUCUUCAUCAAGGCAGAUAAUCAUGAAUACCUGUGCUUCGCUUAUUCAAACAUCGAUCGCGGAAAUUUCCCGAUCCCUGAAUUCCCUCAAUGGAUCUACUGCCACUAGUGCCACCCCAAUCAAAACAUCGCCAAAACUACUGACUGAAAUCAUAGUUGAUUGUGUUCAACUUUUCUUUUGGGGAGAGAAGAACAGAUUUGAUUUAGAACAAAAGAUCACCGCCGAAGCCUUUCAACCACUUAUCAUGAAACUAAAUUCUUCUGUACUUUUGGAACUUGUAUUGCAGCUCCACAAAUCGGAGUCUGAUGCCCGUCCCAACAUCAAGAAAUUUCCCAUCUGUAUGGAUUGGUAUCGCACCAUAUGCAGAAUCUUGUUCACUAUGGAGUUUGUGUCGCUUGUCAACUUGGACGUAGCAACCCGCAUCGUCAAUUGCCUCUUGUGGCUUGAAGAUGAAGAGUCGUGGAAACAGUUCGCACAGAGUGUUUGCAAAAAUUUUCAAUCGUCGCGAGGCAAUCUUUUUGUGCAAAUCUUCUUGAAGGAUCUUCCUAUCCAGCGAGCACUUAAAGCUUUUGCUCCUGCUUUUGCUGCUUUCGUGCACAUCGUGGACCACUGGGCUCAGCAUUCCGUGAAUCUGAAGGAACCGACAUUCAGCUGGCAGCAGUCCAAAGCCGUUGUACCGAAUUAUCCUGAAGUCCAAACCUUUCUUCGUUCACCUCAAGAGUCUAUGGCCUACAUGAAAUUUGGUGGAAUCGCUGAGGCUCGUCGUUUUGCUGACAGUCUCCAGGCUAUGGGGCAAUCAAAUAAUUUCAGUGUUUCAGUUACUUCAUCUGGUAGUGGAAAAAAUUCUCGGUGUGACAUUAGGAAAAAUCGAAAUUUCUUCGAACGCAUUACACGAAAAUUUUUUAGCAGGAAAGCUGAAUUGAUUGAAUUGAUAAAACUUCGUAACCGCCUCGGCCAAGAAAUUGCCCUAGUGGAACAAUUGUCUGCUGCGAUUUCUUCAACACCAAUUACAACUGACGAGGUCUGCGUCGUCCCUCCACCUAAGCGUCCCAAGCUCGACAUACCUGUAAUUGAACUGGAAUGAAGACAUGUUUUGUGUUGUUUUAUUUGUUUCUAAUUAAGAACUCUUGCUUGAUUUCAUCAGCCAUUCAGUUUUAACUCGGAAUGUAUUUUUGUUUGAAUAAAAACUUCACUCGUUGGGUUUUCU